This is a messenger RNA of Corticium candelabrum, 1628 nucleotides long. RefSeq names its product WD repeat-containing protein 37-like. The transcript is spliced from 14 exons. The coding region runs from base 4 to 1482 and encodes 492 amino acids. The record is from RefSeq and is a predicted model, not a curated record. Lineage: Eukaryota; Metazoa; Porifera; Homoscleromorpha; Homosclerophorida; Plakinidae. Gene Ontology annotation, molecular function: protein binding.
UCGAUGGCUCACAAAGAGAAGAAGAGGAAAAGUUUCUCGAAGCGAUCGAGAUAUCCACAAGAGACCGGACAAUUGCCAGCAAUAGAUCCGUCAGAUGCUGAAACAGGACUCCCGGAUGAGACUCGCACACGCUUGUUCGACUUGUUUUCUCAGAUCACACGAGAAUUGGAAACAGUAUACGCUGAAAACGUUGCUCUUCAUCGGAAAGUUCAGCUGUUAACAGAUAAGUUGGACAGCCUACAAGCUGCUGAUCGCAGUGAUUUGAGUUUCAAGCAAAAUGAAUUGUUGUCAGUGUCACAUUCUCCUCCAGACUAUCAAGAAUCGUCAGGAAAGCAAAGUCGACUCGGAGCAAAGAAAGGAUCAGCAUCUAGUCAGAUUUCUCAGAAACUGAAAACUACGUACAAAGCUGGGACUAGCAAGAUUGUUUCUAGCUUUAAGAACUCGGUUAAUGUUGACUGUGCGGUACUAAAGGAGUAUCUUGGGCAUAAUGAUGGAGUUUGGGACGUGUCUUUUGCUCAUCACGGGCAACCUCUCAUUGCCACGGCAUCUGCGGACAAAACUGCUCGUGUGUGGCACAGUGGGUCAGCUGCUUGUCUACUGCUUUAUGAAGCUCACACAGGAUCAGUUAAUUCGAUUCGAUUUCAUCCAACAGAAGCACUUCUCUGCACAGCCUCGGGUGACAUGUCAACUCACAUCUGGAAGGUUAACAUUUCACUUCAAAAACAAUCAGGCACACCCACAGCGACAGAGGUUACAGUGGAUGAGAUCUCUCCCAGACAUUCGCCUGAGCCCGAAGACCAAGAGAAUUAUGAUUUGUUUGAGGCUGCGUCAUCGCUUCAACUGAUUUUGAAGGAACAUACUGGUGUUGUUAUUGCUGCUGAAUGGAUGUGUGAUGGUAAGCAGUUGGUGUCUGCAUCAUGGGACCAUGUCGCCAAACUGUGGGAUGCAGAACGAGGAGAAUGUGUGUGUACACUGUCAGGUCAUGAUCAAGAGUUGACUAACUGCUCUACUCAUCCGAUGAAGAAAUUGAUUAUCACAUCUUCUCGCGAUACAACAUUUAGAUUGUGUGACAUUCGCACUCCUACGGUUCAUGCAGUGAACGUCUUUCAAGGACACUCUAAUGUUGUCACUACUGCUGCAUUUACAAGCAAGGACAAUAUUGUGAGUGCUAGUGAUGAUCGAACUAUCAAGGUGUGGGAUCUAAAGAACAUGAGAUCUGCUCUCACUACAAUUAGAACCCAUGCUGCAUGCAACAGACUGGCAGUCUCAUCGAAAGAAAUUUUAGCUGCUCCUCUUGACAACCGAGAUGUUCGUCUAUGGGACCUCGCUGGUACAAGACUGGUGACUGCAAAACGCACUCGUCGCCAGGGACAUAGCAGGAUGGUCAGCAGUGCUGUAUGGAGUGAUGACUUGGCGUCUGGUGUCAAUCUGUUUACCUGUGGUUUUGAUAGAAAAGUCAUAGGAUGGAAAGUCUCUGUCUGAUGUUCGCAUUGAUUGCUAAGUGAUUGUGACUUCAGACGCAAAGGUAUAUAAGGAAGAGUUUAACGCCUCGAUCAGAUCUGUUUUUGAUUAUUAGCCAACAUGCAUACAUUGAAUUGUUUAACUUUUAUGAAAAUAGAAUAUGAUGC